This is a messenger RNA of Ochotona curzoniae (black-lipped pika), 1936 nucleotides long. It is a transcript of the gene CCT4, whose product is annotated as chaperonin containing TCP1 subunit 4. The transcript is spliced from 14 exons. NCBI's taxonomy places the organism in Eukaryota, Metazoa, Chordata, Mammalia, Lagomorpha, Ochotonidae. Gene Ontology annotation, molecular function: ATP hydrolysis activity; ATP binding; ATP-dependent protein folding chaperone. Bases 129 to 1748 code for a protein of 539 amino acids. Gene Ontology annotation, biological process: protein folding. The record is from RefSeq and is a predicted model, not a curated record. Gene Ontology annotation, cellular component: chaperonin-containing T-complex.
CUGCCGCCGCCGGCGCCGCUUUCUGGAAGGUUCCUGCAGGCGGGCGUUCUGUACCGUUAAUCUGCUGCUGGACAGAAUCCGUGUCCAUCCUUCCUUCUAGAUCUCGCCCAGAGCCGACCAAGUGUGCCAUGCCUGAGAACGUGGCAGCCCGAAGCGGGGCGCCCGCUGGGACCGCUGGCGGCCGCGGGAAAGGCGCCUAUCAGGACCGCGACAAGCCGGCCCAGAUUCGCUUCAGCAACAUUUCUGCGGCCAAAGCGGUUGCUGAUGCUAUUAGAACAAGCCUUGGACCAAAAGGGAUGGAUAAAAUGAUUCAGGAUGCAAAAGGUGAUGUGACCAUUACAAAUGAUGGUGCCACCAUCCUAAAACAAAUGCAGGUAUUACAUCCAGCAGCCAGAAUGCUGGUGGAGCUUUCUAAGGCUCAAGAUAUUGAAGCAGGAGACGGCACCACAUCAGUGGUUAUCAUUGCUGGUUCUCUCUUAGAUUCCUGUACCAAACUUCUUCAGAAGGGUAUUCAUCCAACCAUCAUUUCGGAGUCAUUCCAGAAGGCUUUGGAAAAGGGUAUUGAAAUCUUGACUGACAUGUCACGACCUGUGGAGCUGAGUGACAGAGAAACUUUGUUAAAUAGUGCAACCACUUCACUGAAUUCAAAGGUUGUCUCUCAGUACUCAAGUCUGCUUUCUCCGAUGAGUGUUAAUGCAGUGAUGAAAGUGAUUGAUCCGGCCACAGCUACUAGUGUAGAUCUUAGAGAUAUUAAGAUAGUUAAGAAGCUUGGUGGGACAAUUGAUGACUGUGAGUUGGUAGAAGGACUGGUUCUCACCCAGAAAGUGGCAAAUUCUGGAAUAACCAGAGUUGAAAAGGCUAAGAUCGGACUCAUUCAGUUUUGCUUAUCUGCUCCCAAAACAGAUAUGGAUAAUCAAAUAGUAGUUUCUGACUAUGCUCAGAUGGACAGAGUGCUACGAGAAGAAAGAGCCUAUAUUUUAAAUUUGGUGAAGCAAAUUAAGAAAACAGGAUGUAAUGUCCUUCUCAUACAGAAGUCCAUCCUAAGAGAUGCUCUUAGUGAUCUUGCCUUACAUUUUCUGAACAAAAUGAAGAUAAUGGUGAUUAAGGAUAUUGAAAGAGAAGACAUUGAAUUCAUUUGUAAGACAAUUGGAACCAAGCCAGUUGCUCAUAUUGACCAGUUUACUGCUGAUAUGCUGGGUUCUGCUGAACUAGCCGAAGAGGUCAAUUUAGAUGGUUCUGGCAAACUGCUUAAGAUUACAGGCUGUGCAAGCCCUGGGAAAACAGUUACAAUCGUCGUUCGUGGCUCUAACAAAUUGGUGAUUGAAGAAGCAGAGAGAUCAAUUCAUGAUGCCCUAUGUGUUAUUCGCUGUUUAGUGAAAAAGAGAGCUCUUAUUGCAGGAGGUGGUGCUCCAGAAAUAGAACUAGCCCUGCGAUUAACUGAAUAUUCACGAACGUUGAGUGGUAUGGAAUCCUACUGCGUUCGUGCUUUUGCAGAUGCAAUGGAGGUCAUCCCAUCUACACUGGCUGAAAAUGCCGGCCUGAAUCCCAUUUCUACAGUGACAGAACUAAGAAACCGGCAUGCCCAGGGUGAAAAAACCACAGGCAUUAAUGUCCGAAAGGGAGGUAUUUCCAACAUUUUGGAGGAACUGGUGGUCCAGCCUUUGUUGGUUUCCAUCAGUGCUCUGACUCUGGCAACUGAAACUGUCCGGAGCAUUCUGAAAAUCGAUGAUGUGGUAAACACUCGAUAAUCUGGGUAACACUGUCACCAGUACUGCCAGCAGUUCGACCAGAGUGGAAGAUCACCUUUGGGUUCCUAGUUGUUGGGAAAGUUCCCCUUUUUUUUAAAGUUACUGGUCCUGGCCUGCCAGUUGGCAUUUCCUUCAAACUGUAUUAAGAUAAUUUAACUAAAAUAUUAAAUAUUUGUUUUCAAAAGGCA